AUGCCGGACAACACAGAUCCCAACACCAAGGACGGCCAGCCCGCGCCUUCCAUUCUCACUUCGAAAUUUGCCAAGCUCAAUCCCUUUUCUAAGACAGGCGCCUCCGAUCCAGAAGGAGGAGGAGACAAUCUUGGUGAAGAGGUCGACUUCGACUCAAUCGCAGGCGGUGGACAUGCUGCUCGACGAACGAAAAUCACCAAAUCCGAGCUUCGAAUCAGUCACGCCUUGCGACACUUCCUCGUCCAAGAAAACCUCAUCUCCCCCGCCGAUGCUCUCUUGGACCAACCUCGAGCUUCUAGCUCGGAUGCGCUCAAGGCAUUUGUCGAUCAAUCGCACAUCAAUGUACCCGAGUACGUACGCGAUCGCAGUCGACCGCUGAGUGAGUACUUUGUCAGCUCCUCACACAAUACAUAUCUCCUUGCGCAUCAGCUGUACGGUUCCUCGUCGGCGGUUGCCUACGAACACGUGUUGAUUGCAGGUGCGAGAUGCGUCGAGAUCGAUGCGUGGGAUAAUGAGGACGAUCCGCAGGAGCCCAAAGUGACGCAUGGCUACACGCUGGCUUCCCACGUUCCCUUUCGCGCUGUUUGCGAGACGAUGAAGCAAGCAAUCCAGAAAGAGCAAGACGAGGCUCAGCGCGAUCACAGCUUCAAAGUUGCCCCCAUACUGCUGUCGCUCGAAAAUCACUGCGGCCACGCUGGGCAGAAGAGGCUGGUCGAGAUCAUGCAUGAGGUGUGGGGUGACCUUCUCAUCUCUGGUCCCGUGGACAAGAACGAGCCUGCUAGCGAGCAUACUGCCCUCGACCACUUAGGAGCAAAAAUCGCUGUGAUGGUUGAAUUUUACCCAUCCGAACAGCCUCCUGUUGCUGAAGAGCAAGAUAGCGACGACCAGGAGGAGAAGAAAAACAAGGCCAAGCGAAACGAGGCCAAGAAGGCGGGAAUCAUCCCUGAACUCUGUUCUCUCGGCGUCUAUGCUCAAUCCGUCAAACCCGUCAACGACUCUUGGUAUGCUGCCACGUUAACCAAUGGACCACACGAUCAUCUCAUCAAUAUUUCCGAAACAGGUUUGCUUGAUCUUUUACCCAAACAUAGCACAGCGAUCAAAAAGCACAAUGCGCAACACCUCAUGCGCGUCUACCCCAAAGGUACUCGCAUCAGCUCCAAGAACCUCAAUCCUGUUCCCUUUUGGGGUGUGGGUGCUCAGGUGUGCGCUUUGAAUUGGCAGACUUUCGACCACAGCAUGCAACUUAACGAGGCGCUCUUUUCCGGUUCGGAUGGGUACGUUCUCAAACCACCCGGUCUGCGAAUCGGCGGAGACGGACAAACGUCUCUUGGUCGCCACAAACUCAUUCUUUACAUAGCAGGUGCCACCGACCUGCCUUUACCGGCCGGAAGGGACGCCGACGAAAUCCGACCGUAUGUAACAUGCACACUCAUCCUUCCGUCCGACCUCGACUCAGAACCUCCGAAAGAAAAAACAAAACCCUACAAACAGCACAAGCUUGGCAUUAUCCACAAAGGCGAACAGCCUAUCCCCACAGAUGCGCUCUGGAACGAACAGCUCGAGUGGGAAUUCGAACAUGACGAACUCGCUUUUGUUCGCAUCUUGAUCAAAAGCGACGACAAGUUCGCCAGGAACCCGCUCUUCGCCGUUGCUGCCGUGAGACUGGUGUACGCCGCUCAAGGUUGGAGGUUCAUUCGAUUGCUCGAUCUGAAAGGUAGAGAGACCCAUUCGACGCUGCUGGUCAAGUUCGAGCUGGAGAAGCUCUAG
Messenger RNA from Mycosarcoma maydis (corn smut), 1767 nucleotides. RefSeq lists its product as uncharacterized. Bases 1 to 1767 code for a protein of 588 amino acids. Lineage: Eukaryota; Fungi; Basidiomycota; Ustilaginomycetes; Ustilaginales. Gene Ontology annotation, biological process: lipid metabolic process; phosphatidylinositol-mediated signaling. The transcript has a single exon. Gene Ontology annotation, molecular function: phosphatidylinositol-4,5-bisphosphate phospholipase C activity. The record is from RefSeq and is a predicted model, not a curated record.